UUUCCUGCACAGUGUGCUUUUGUUGCUGAUUCCUUAAACUCGUUCGCGUUGCUGCUGGUCGCGUGUGAAAAAAAAUAUAAUCCAGAGAAUAUAACCCGCAUAAAAUAAUAUAAAACGCAGAGUGUAAUCUCUAAUAAUGACCAAUAUGCGCUAAAAUAACGAAACUUUUCGAAGGACCCAAAAUAUAUUAAUUCACUCCCGCGCUUUGGAUCUCAACAUCAGUAACUCACCUGAACGCCUAACGCAGACUUAUUACAAUUGCCAAAUUUUCAAACCGUCGCUUUAAAAUCGUCCAAAAACUCAACCAAAAUCGACAAAGUAUACAAAAAUAUUGCACCACCGACAAAGUUCUACACAUUUUUCCGGAAAAAAGCUUUUAUGCGUACUAGAAACCUAUGCUCCUAUUUGUGUGUAAGGCCAAGCACACCUGUUGCCGCAAUGCUUCUGAUUUGGCCGGCUUGUUGACCGCGUGUUUGGUAUUGGCCACUUGGCAGGAACCUUUCUCUGCCAAGAAGAGUUCUUAAAAGUGUAUUUUGAAUGACAGGCAAAUUAAUAUUGUGCGACCGAAGGAAACUUCAAAUAUGAAUACAGGAGACCAUAAAGAGAAAGCCUCUCAACAUCAGCAACAAACGCAACAAUUACAACAACAGCAGCAACCCCAGCAACAGCAGCAACCACAGCAACAGCAGCAACAAUUGCCGCAGCAUCCAGACCAACAACAGCAACCAAUUAACAGAUACGAUGCCUUGGACAAUUCUAGUUCGAAUAAUAAAUUAAAUCGUAAAUACAAUAACGAUAAGGAUAAAUCUAGCGAUAGGAAUCGGGAACCGAGCAGGGAUUCGUCGCUGCUGCCCGCCAGUGUUGUCAUAAUCGAUGAAUCAUGCCCUGUGAAGAGCCAGAAAUCACCGACCGGCAUCGAGCCGAGUUCGUCUAUUAUUCCAAGAGGUGGAACCUCCUCGUCGCAACGACGCCGGCAAUUGCAAUUCCAGAGACAAAAGGAGGCCACGCUUUAUGACCGUGGAGAUGAGGCGACUGCCGCGUCCUCGUCCUCUGCCCCGCCCCCAGCCACUGGCUCCAGCUCCAGCCAGAGUGUAAAAGGAGGCGGGGAGCUGGUGAAUUGUAUAGCCUACGAUGACAACACCCUGGUUAUCGAGCGCAAGACCUCGCCCACUUCCCCCGCCACCUCGCGACGCUAUUUAAAGGCGGACACCCCCACGCGUGGCAGUCGGAAGUACAACCGCAAAUCUUCGGCGGCCAAAAGCGAUUUGGAGGUGGUCAUGGUCAAGCCGGAGCACCAUAACCAGCACCGGUCUCCGACGAUAACGCUGCCGGUGCCCACAACACCACUGACCACAUCGGCAUCGGCGGGUACUUCUCCAACCGGAGCGGCGCUGGGUUCAGGACUUGGAUCGGUGUCGGGAUCAGAAACGGGAACAGGAACGGUCCUGCAACAAAGUUGCAGUGCCCUUGACCAGCCGGAGAACGCCGGCCAGGCCACCACCUCCAGGAGGCGACCCACCAGCACCGAGCUCGCCCUCAGCAACGUCACCAGUCAGAUUGUAAACAACGCCACAUACAAGCUUGACUUAAAACAGCGCCGACGAAGGAGCAACAACGGGGCAAGUGACCUAGUAGCAGGAAUAGCCUCAGGAUCCGGGUCUGUUUCCGGGUCAGGCACGAGUCCGGGCCAGUCGGCGGCACCUUCGAACGGCGGAAGCCGGCGACGCAAGUCAAGUUGUACGAGCUGCGGGGGCGGGGGCAUUAGUGCACCGGCACCCAGGCUAACGCCUGAGGAAGCGUGGCAGUUGCAGCCACAAAAUAGUGUGACAAGUGCUGGCAGCACCAACAGCAGCUUUAGUAGCGGCGGAGGACGCGACGACGAGAGCAGCUACAGUGCCGUUGGUGGCGACAGCAGCAGCAGCAACAGUUGCAACUGCGAUAUCACCGGCGACAAUAGUACGUUGCAUGGUUUCGGGGUCGGUGACGUCAGCAGCUUCAUUGGAGACGACGAGUGUGACGAGGACGAGAACGACGCUAACCACCCAGAUCUCAGUUCGCAGACUCUGCGCACCGCAGCCAUCGUUGCGGCAGUUGCGGCCGCGGCCAAAGAGCAACAGGACCAGCAGGAUCAGUCCCUGUCGUUGGGGGCAGCGGCCACCGACUGCGAGAGCUUCAGCGACCGACGGCAGGAGGCCGAUGAGGGCGUACGGAUCAUCCAAGAAAGUGGUGGGAACAACGACUCACUCGAGGACGUCGGCGAGGUCGAUGACAACGCCGAUGUUGUGGUGAGAAAGAAUUCGCGCAACCGACCCUCGAUCAGGAGGACAUGUAGGAUUACAGAAGAGGACGACGACGAGUUUUACGAGGAAGAUCAAGACCAGCAGGGCGACGACGACGAGGAGCCCGAGGGCUCCACCAUAGACAUUGAUGAACAGGGUCAGCAAGAACAAGACGACGACCCCGAGGACGACGAGGACGUGGAUGAGUACUUUGAGGAGGAAGAGGACGACACUCAGGCCUUCUCACCCUUCUACUCAAGUUCGGCAGAGUUGAUAGAUAAUUUUGGCGGCGGUGCGGGCAAAUUCUUCAACAUAAUGGACUUUGAGCGUGGUGCCUCCGGCGGUGGCAGCUUCUCCCCAGGUGGCAAUGGACCCGGAAGCGGAGAAAACUCGGCCCGGUACGAUGGCGGCGAGGGGGAAUUGGGCGGCGGGAACAACAUAAUGGGAAUCGACUCCAUGGGCAUUGCAAACAUUCCGGAAACUAUGAACGGCACCACCAUUGGACCCAGUGGUGCGGGUGGCCAAAAAGCUGCCCCUGGUGCCGGCGGCCAAAAGCGUCCUCAACGGCGGGGCAAACCGCAACCGGAUCGUCCACAGCGAGCCCUUUUCUGCCUGACCGUCAAGAAUCCUUUGCGAGCGCUUUGCAUUCGCAUUGUGGAGUGGAAACCAUUUGAGUUCCUUAUUUUGUUAACCAUAUUUGCCAAUUGUGUUGCCUUGGCCGUUUAUACGCCUUAUCCGGGCAGUGAUUCAAAUGUUACGAAUCAAACCUUGGAAAAAGUUGAAUAUGUAUUCCUAGUUAUAUUCACAGCGGAAUGUGUUAUGAAAAUUUUAGCAUAUGGUUUUAUGUUACAUAAUGGUGCAUAUCUAAGAAAUGGAUGGAAUUUAUUAGAUUUUACAAUUGUAGUUAUAGGAGCAAUAAGUACAGCACUUUCUCAUUUGAUGAAGGAUGCCUUCGAUGUGAAGGCCCUCCGUGCCUUUCGAGUGCUGCGUCCACUACGACUUGUAUCGGGUGUACCAAGUCUACAGGUUGUGCUUAAUUCAAUUUUAAAGGCCAUGGUGCCAUUGUUUCACAUUGCACUCCUGGUCAUAUUCGUUAUUAUUAUUUAUGCGAUCAUCGGCCUAGAGCUCUUCUCAGGCAAACUGCACAAGGCAUGUCGCGAUGAGAUCACAGGUGAAUAUGAAGAUGACAUUCGACCCUGCGGGGUAGGCCGCGCCUGCCCAGACGGGAUGAAGUGCUACGGUGGCUGGGAGGGACCCAACGACGGUAUCACGAACUUCGACAACUUCGGCCUAGCCAUGUUGACGGUGUUUCAGUGCGUCACUUUAGAGGGCUGGACUGAUGUGCUCUAUAGCAUCCAAGAUUCCAUGGGCAGCGACUGGCAGUGGAUGUACUUUAUUUCGAUGGUUAUCCUGGGUGCCUUUUUUGUGAUGAAUCUCAUUCUCGGUGUGUUGUCCGGUGAGUUCUCCAAGGAGCGUAACAAGGCCAAGAAUCGCGGCGACUUUCAAAAGCUGCGCGAGAAGCAACAGAUCGAGGAGGACCUUCGGGGCUAUCUCGAUUGGAUUACCCAAGCAGAGGACAUAGAACCUGAUGCCGUGGGUGGUCUGAUACCUGAUGGAAAGGUCAAGCAGUUGAAUGAAAUGGAUUCCACCGAGAACCUGGGGGAAGAGAUGCCCGAGAUCCAGCUGACAGAGUCCCGAUGGCGCAAAAUGAAAAAGGAUUUCGAUCGGGUUAACCGCCGAAUGCGGCGAGCGUGUCGAAAAGCUGUCAAGUCGCAGGCCUUUUACUGGCUCAUUAUUGUCCUGGUUUUCCUUAACACCGGUGUCUUGGCCACAGAGCAUUAUAGGCAGGUGGAUUGGUUGGACAAUUUUCAAGAAUACACGAACGUAGUCUUCAUCGGUCUCUUCACCUGUGAAAUGUUACUGAAAAUGUACAGUCUGGGCUUUCAGGGCUACUUUGUAUCCCUGUUCAAUCGCUUUGAUUGUUUUGUGGUGAUUGGCAGCAUUACAGAAACACUUUUGACAAAUACAGGAAUGAUGCCGCCCCUGGGCGUGUCCGUGCUGCGUUGUGUGCGUCUUCUGCGUGUCUUCAAAGUUACCAAAUACUGGAGGUCCCUUUCAAAUCUCGUCGCUUCCCUAUUGAACUCUAUACAAUCAAUUGCUUCGCUUUUGUUACUGCUCUUCCUAUUUAUUGUGAUAUUUGCUCUACUGGGCAUGCAAGUCUUCGGCGGUAAAUUUAAUUUUAACGGCAAGGAGGAGAAGUAUCGGAUGAACUUUGACUGCUUUUGGCAGGCUUUGCUCACAGUCUUUCAGAUCAUGACUGGUGAGGAUUGGAAUGCUGUGAUGUAUACCGGCAUCAAUGCCUAUGGUGGAGUUUCUUCUUACGGUGCUCUGGCCUGUAUUUACUUUAUAAUUUUAUUCAUUUGCGGCAAUUACAUUCUUUUGAAUGUGUUCUUGGCCAUUGCUGUGGAUAAUUUGGCUGACGCGGACUCACUAUCGGAGGUGGAAAAGGAUGAGGAACCACACGAUGACUCCGCUUUUAAGAAAUCCCAUAGCCCCACUCCAACCAUUGAUGGCGAGGAUCAUCUGAGCAUCGACAUAGACAUGGAGCCCCAUGAGUUGGAUGACGAGGAGAAGAUGGAUCAUGAGACCCUUUCCGACGAAGAAGUUCGUGAAAUGUGCGAGGAGGAACAAGAAGUGGAUGAAGAAGGCAUGAUUACAGCACGACCCCGACGUAUGUCCGAGGUUAAUACGGCAACGAAAAUUCAACCUAUACCACCGGGCACAUCAUUUUUUCUUUUCUCACAAACGAACAGAUUCCGAGUCUUCUGUCAUUGGCUUUGUAACCACAGCAAUUUUGGCAACAUUAUCCUGUGUUGCAUCAUGUUCUCAUCGGCCAUGUUGGCGGCAGAAAAUCCUUUAAGAUCCGACGACGAUUUAAACAAAGUGCUCAAUAAGUUUGAUUAUUUUUUCACGGCAGUUUUCACAAUAGAACUGAUUCUGAAAUUGAUUGCAUAUGGCUUCGUUUUACACGACGGAGCCUUUUGCAGAUCCGCAUUUAAUCUAUUAGAUUUACUUGUGGUCUGCGUAUCUUUGGUAUCACUAGUGUUCAGUUCGAAUGCGAUCUCAGUCGUGAAAAUUCUACGUGUGCUCCGUGUUUUAAGGCCACUCAGAGCUAUUAAUCGUGCCAAGGGUCUCAAGCAUGUUGUUCAAUGUGUCAUAGUCGCAGUUAAGACUAUUGGAAAUAUUGUACUCGUCACAUGCCUACUGCAAUUCAUGUUUGCCGUGAUAGGAGUCCAAUUGUUUAAGUAUGUGGUCAAGUGCGUUGUAGUCGCAAUAAAAACCAUUGGUAAUAUCAUGUUGGUAACAUAUUUGUUGCAAUUCAUGUUUGCUGUUAUUGGAGUACAGCUCUUUAAGGGAAAGUUUUUUACGUGCUCUGAUGGUUCCAAAAUGACCGAGAGCGAAUGCUAUGGCACAUACUUGGUCUAUGAUGAUGGCGAUAUUCACAAGCCACGGUUAAAGGAGAGAGUAUGGAAAAAUUAUGGUUUUCAUUUUGACGAUGUGGCUAAGGGGAUGCUAACCCUGUUUACGGUCUCCACCUUCGAGGGUUGGCCAGGAUUGCUGUAUGCCUCAAUUGAUUCGAACAAGGAGAAUGGCGGUCCAAUACACAACUUCCGUCCGAUCGUAGCUGCCUACUAUAUAAUCUAUAUUAUCAUUAUCGCCUUCUUCAUGGUGAACAUAUUCGUCGGUUUCGUGAUUGUCACUUUCCAAAACGAGGGUGAACAGGAAUACAAAAAUUGUGAUCUGGACAAGAACCAGCGUAAUUGCAUAGAGUUUGCCUUAAAAGCGAAGCCCGUACGUCGAUAUAUACCCAAACAUGGUAUACAAUAUAAAGUCUGGUGGUUUGUCACAUCGUCGUCUUUUGAGUAUACAGUCUUUGUAUUAAUUAUGAUAAACACUGUGACUUUGGCUAUGAAGUUUUACAAUCAACCCCAGUGGUAUACAGAGCUUUUAGAUGCCUUGAAUAUGAUUUUUACGGCAGUAUUUGCAUUGGAAUUUGUCUUUAAGCUGGCCGCUUUUCGAUUUAAAAACUAUUUUGGUGAUGCCUGGAACGUGUUCGACUUCAUCAUUGUAUUGGGCAGCUUUAUAGAUAUCGUGUACUCUGAAAUUAAAAGCAAAGAUACUUCUCAGGCAUCCUGUGAUAUUGUAGAAGGCUGUAAAUCUAGAGCAAAAGCUGCCGGUUCAAAUUUGAUAUCCAUAAACUUUUUCCGUCUGUUUCGUGUGAUGCGCCUUGUUAAACUUCUAAGCAAAGGCGAAGGCAUUCGAACCUUACUUUGGACCUUCAUAAAAUCCUUUCAGGCUCUGCCUUAUGUAGCUUUGCUCAUAGUACUUCUAUUUUUCAUCUACGCUGUGGUCGGAAUGCAAGUUUUUGGAAAAAUUGCUUUGGAUGGUGGAGGUGCCAUCACUAGCAACAAUAACUUCCAGACCUUCCAGCAGGCAGUACUCGUGCUGUUCCGUUCGGCCACCGGCGAAGCCUGGCAGGACAUUAUGAUGUCCUGCUCUGCCCAACCGGAUGUAAAAUGCGAUUCACGGUCAGAUUCGAAGGGUGAACUCUGCGGCUCUUCUAUUGCCUAUCCGUACUUCAUUUCCUUCUACGUCCUCUGCUCCUUUUUGAUCAUUAAUCUAUUUGUUGCCGUCAUUAUGGACAACUUUGACUACUUGACGCGAGAUUGGUCCAUCCUGGGACCGCAUCACCUGGACGAGUUCAUUCGUCUGUGGAGCGAGUACGAUCCGGAUGCCAAGGGUCGCAUCAAGCAUCUAGAUGUGGUGACCUUGCUGAGAAAGAUAUCACCGCCCCUGGGAUUUGGAAAGCUAUGUCCCCAUCGAAUGGCCUGCAAGCGCCUGGUGUCCAUGAACAUGCCGCUCAACUCCGACGGAACGGUCCUCUUCAAUGCCACUCUUUUCGCAGUGGUUCGGACCUCCCUAAGCAUCAAAACUGAUGGUAACAUCGAUGAUGCGAAUGCGGAACUGCGCGCCACCAUCAAACAGAUCUGGAAGAGGACCAAUCCUAAGCUACUGGACCAGGUCGUUCCGCCACCCGGCAAUGAUGACGAAGUGACAGUAGGAAAGUUUUAUGCCACCUACCUGAUCCAGGACUAUUUCCGGCGCUUCAAGAAGCGCAAGGAACAGGAAGGCAAGGAGGGUCAUCCCGACAGCAACACUGUCACACUGCAGGCCGGUCUGCGGACCCUGCACGAGGUCUCCCCGGCACUCAAGAGGGCCAUUUCUGGUAAUCUUGACGAGCUGGACCAGGAACCAGAGCCCAUGCAUCGGCGCCAUCACACUCUUUUUGGAAGUGUGUGGUCCUCAAUCCGCCGGCAUGGUAAUGGAACCUUCCGACGCAGCGCCAAAGCCACCUCCUCUCAAAGCAACGGCGCUCUGACGCUAGGCGGAUCCGCCUCAGGGGUCGCCGGUGUGGGUGGCAGCUCCUUGGUGCUGGGUAGUGCGGAUCCGGCCGGGGGGGACUACCUUUACGACAACCUGAACCGGAGCGUGGCCGACGGGGUCAACCACAUAACCCGGAACAUCAUGCAGGCCCGCCUGGCAGCAGCAGGAAAGCUGCAGGAUGAGCUCCAUGUGGCUGGCAGCGGCGGAGAGCUGAGGACCUUUGGCGAAAGCAUCUCCAUGCGGCCUCUGGCCAAAAACGGUGGUGCAGGCGGAGGUGGAGUGGUUGCGGCCACGGUAGCCGGAACGCUGCCUCCAGAGGCGAAUGCGAUAUCUUAUGACAACCGCAAUCGUGGUAUUUUAUUGCAUCCAUAUAACAAUGUCUACGCACCCAAUGGUGCUCUUCCUGGCCACGAACGCAUGAUCCAAUCGACACCAGCUAGUCCUUACGAUCAGCGUCGUUUACCAACUUCAUAUGAAAUGAACGGCCUAGCCGAGUCAUUGAUUGGAGGGGUACUCGCCGCUGAGGGAUUGGGUAAAUACUGUGACUCCGAGUUUGUGGGGACGGCAGCCCGCGAGAUGCAGGAGGCCCUCGAUAUGACACCCGAGGAAAUGAAUCUGGCCGCCCACCAGAUCCUCUCGCAUGAGCAUUCGCUGAGUCUGAUCGGCAGUAGCAAUGGUAGUAUCUUUGGGGGAUCAGCCAGUGGCCUGGGAGCCUUGAGUGGUGGCGGGGGCGGAAGUAGCAGCAUUCGGAAUGCCUUUGGUGGAAGCGGAAGUGGACCAUCCUCGUUGUCGCCCCAGCAUCAACCGUAUUCUGGAACAUUGCAAUCGCCACCGAUACCCGACAAUCGUCUCAGACGGGUUGCCACUGUCACAACCUCAAACAAUAAUCAUAAGUCCCCAAAUAGCCAAAACAAAACGAGUAAUUUAAAUAGCAGCCAAAUGACCAUGUCGCCCACAAUGCAACAGCAACAGCCACCACAAAAAUCGCCACCGCGAGGUCAAGGAAACCACACCUUUUCCUCUUAGCAUCCACAUUGUAAUCUACACAUACGAAAUGUCUUCUUCAUGGAAUUUUAAACGUACAUUUACUAGAAUCAGUUCAGCGUCAACUGAUUGUGUCCUUUUGUAUAAUUUUUAGCGAACAAAAAACAACACUUUAGUCUUAGCAACGAGAAUUGAUAUAUUUGGAUGAUGGUGUAGAGGAAUUUGUAAAACUUGUAAAAAGUAAUCAACAUACUGUACAUUUAUAAUAAUUACACAGGCCGACAAUUUCCAACUUUUUUUUUCCUCCACGCAUAAUUUUACCUGCUCCAUAAUCUUUAGGCUCCCCUGAACCAAAGUCCAGAACAAACAUAGGUUCUAUCACCCACCGUUUCCGCGGUACACGUAAGAGAAGAAAUUUAUCAAAUUUUACCAUAUAUUGAAUUAUGUAGGCCGUGUAAUGGCUAUGACCAUCAUUGUUUCCAGUACAUUUCAUUUUUUAAAUGUAUGUGUACCAACUAAAAUUAAAUAAUGGUAUCUAGCAGUUACCAUAUCUUUGGAAUACUCAUCAAAAGUUGAAAUCUCAGAUUUUCUACGUUAAUUUUUUCUCUUCUAUGAUUUUUCCCCAAACAUUUUUCUAUGGAAGAUUUUUAUUUCCUUAUUGAAAUCAGUAGAUCAUACCAUGUUUUAAUUUUGGAUUUAAGGAAAAACUCGAAAUAAUUUUAUUGAAUUUAAUAUAGGCGGUUCAACAAUAUUUUCUUCAAUUAAAUUGGAGUUUUUAAUCUCAUAUUUUCAAAAAGUCAUGGCUAUCUACAACUGUAGAUAAAGCUUUACUAAACAAGCUGAACCUGCAAUAGAUACGUUUUGAAUAUAGAAACAGUUGUAGAUAGCCAUGACUUUUUGAAAAUAUGAGAUUAAAAACUCCAAUUUAAUUGAAGAAAAUAUUGUUGAACCACCUAUAUUAAAUUCAAUAAAAUUAUUUCGAGUUUUUCCUUAAAUCCAAAAUUAAAACAUGGUAUGAUCUACUGAUUUCAAUAAGAAAAUAAAAAUCUUCCAUAGAAAAAUGUUUGGGGAAAAAUCAUAGAAGACCAAAACUUAACGUAGAAAAUCUGAGAUUUCAACUUUUGAUGAGUAUUCCAAAGAUAUGGUAACUGCUAGAUACCAUUUUUUAAUUUUAGUUGGUACACAUACAUUUCAAAAAUGAAAUGUACUGGAAACAAUGAUGGUCGUAGCCAUUUCACGGCCUACAUAAUUCAAUAUAUGGUAAAAUUUGAUCAAUUUCUUCUCUUAGGUGUACCGCGGAAACGAUGGGUGAUAGAACCUAUGUUUGUUCUGGACUUUGGUUCAGGGGAGCCUAAAGGUUAUGGAGCAGGUAAAAUUAUGCGUGGAGAUUUUUUGCUGUUGGCCUGUGUUAUUGUGUUUAUUUGAUUUUUGAAAAGUCUAUCGUUGGCUUAUCGCCCUUAAACGAGCUACAAACUAAAAAAAAAACAAAAUAUGUAGCUAAAAAUCAUAAUUUUUAUUGUAAACAACAGAAAAAAUGUAUAUUUUUUAAAGCAAACUAAAGUUUAAUAUCCCAACUGAUAACGCCUAAAUUUCAUUAGUAAUGGACCUAAAAACAAUUACAAAAAUAAAGAUUAAAAAUAAAUAAGCAACCACAAAAACAUAAUUGAUUAGGUAUUAAUAUUCAAUAAAAAACAUAAAUUAAUAUACAACAACAUUGUACUUACAUUAUUGAACGACAAUGUAACUACAUAUUUCGAUUUAGACGCAUUUUAUUUUUUAAGUAUUUAAUAUUUGAAAUCUAAUGAAUGGAUUUGUUUUCUUAACACGACAAACAAAUAUUAAAAUGUAUAAAAUUAAUAGCAAAAUUUCAAGAAACGGGAAACCCUUUAACAAUGUAAGAAAACUGAAUUUUAAUUGUUAUGAUUGAAUUUUAUAAAUAAAGUCAGACAAAUUUGAGCAACUUAA
Messenger RNA from Drosophila ananassae, 10673 nucleotides. It is a transcript of the gene Ca-alpha1D, whose product is annotated as voltage-dependent calcium channel type D subunit alpha-1. The coding region runs from base 582 to 8750 and encodes 2722 amino acids. Gene Ontology annotation, biological process: calcium ion import across plasma membrane. Gene Ontology annotation, molecular function: high voltage-gated calcium channel activity. The transcript has 34 exons. Lineage: Eukaryota; Metazoa; Arthropoda; Insecta; Diptera; Drosophilidae. The record is from RefSeq and is a predicted model, not a curated record. Gene Ontology annotation, cellular component: membrane; voltage-gated calcium channel complex.